Polychytrium aggregatum is the source of this 1209-nucleotide messenger RNA. RefSeq lists its product as uncharacterized. The record is from RefSeq and is a predicted model, not a curated record. Lineage: Eukaryota; Fungi; Chytridiomycota; Chytridiomycetes; Polychytriales. The annotation marks the transcript as partial. The transcript has 5 exons.
AUGAAGAUCACAAAGAUCCCUCCAAAGAGGCUGGCCACCGCUCCGCCAUGGGUGGUCGCUCUCUCGGAUCAGCUCGUGAGCUGUCCGCAGGACGACCUGCCGACCCUCAUCCACAGCCUGCCUGAAUGGUCGCAUCCAAAGGGCGACAUGUUCCACUGGAUCCCGGUCCUCAACCGCUUCGACCUGGUCCUCGAGGCCAUCACAAAGCCCAUCGACUCCACCCCGGCCUCGUCUGCGUCCAUCCUGGAUUCCGAGCUUGCGCCCGAGUCUGUGCCAAUCAUCACCAGCAUCUUGCACUUUACCAAGCUGCUCUGGGAAAACUGCACCAACCGCAAUCUGUAUAAUUCCUACGAGCAUCUCAUCAAGUUGCUGGGCACCCGAAACAUCGUCGUCCUCGAGUCGGUCCUGGCCCUGCUCAUCCGCUCGGCACAGAGAAUCAGCUCCCAGCGCAGUCUCAAAACCAUUCUCACAUCCGCCCACGAGGCCGUUGUGCUCCUCGCUCAGCGCUGGCCCUCGCUGCGUGCCGGCACGGCGUUCGCUGAUAUUGCUUCGCCCGACUUUGUGCCCUCGGCCGAUCUCUUUUCGCUCUCGUUCCAGUACUAUCAAUUGGCCGAUCCAAAGCCAACUUUGGCCGUGGCCUCUGCCGAUGCUCGCCCAUCCGCCACCCAACCUGAUGCCGUCUCGGCCCACAAGAUCCCGCUCGAGCACCAGUUUCCGCUCUUCCAUCGCAUUCGUACCAUCUGGGGCCUGCAGUCCGCAGCGACGCGAGUGAAGAUGCUGGAGCUGCGUCUGUUGGCCCUCGCGAUAUUCGCCAACCUGACCAACGAAGAGGCCAUCCAGACCAAGAUCCUGCUCUACGAGCCCGAUCUCAUUACUCAGCUUGCAGCGCUCCUGAAGAGCGACUCGUUCGUUGGCAAGCCGCUCCAGUGUGCGGCCAUGCACGCCCUCGAUGGCCUUGCCCGCCAUCGAGCCAAGAUGAACGAGGUGCUCGCUGCCCUCAAUGCCUCCGCAAACCACGGCAUCCUCAUGUCUCUCGUCAAGAAGAUCACCACUGGUCACACCGAUGAUCAAAGCCCGUCCCGCGAACUCGCUGAUGCGGUACUGUCGCUGGUGACCCAUGUGUCCACCACCCAGACCGGCGGCAAUCUGAUGAUCAGCGGCGGCUUGAUCCAGGCCCUCACCGAUGUCCUGAGCAUCACAGAUCCCGGC